Molecule: messenger RNA, 1501 nt
Organism: Astyanax mexicanus (Mexican tetra)
Lineage: Eukaryota; Metazoa; Chordata; Actinopteri; Characiformes; Acestrorhamphidae
Gene: clta
Product: clathrin, light chain A
Exons: 7
Coding region: 138-833 (231 amino acids)
Biological process (GO): clathrin coat assembly; intracellular protein transport; clathrin-dependent endocytosis
Cellular component (GO): plasma membrane; synaptic vesicle membrane; postsynaptic endocytic zone cytoplasmic component
Molecular function (GO): clathrin heavy chain binding; structural molecule activity
Source: RefSeq, a predicted model, not a curated record
UCUUCCCCCACUGACGUUGACCGUUGAAGAAGACAGUAGAGAGGGAUAGCUAAAUAGCCAGCGAGCCGGGCCGCCAUUUCCGCCGCUUUAACAGCCAGUGUAGCGCUAGUUUAGCUUUAGGUUUUAUUCAGGCGGCCAUGGAUGACUUUGACAUGCUGGGGAACGCGGGGAACGGCGUCGGGACGGAGGAGGACCCGGCCGCGGCCUUUCUGGCCCAGCAGGAGAGCGAGAUUGCGGGCAUUGAGCAGGACGAAGGCUUCAGCAUCCUGGACGGCGGAGAGGUUCCCUCUCACCUCGGUGCAGACCAGCACAACGGAGGAGCACUGAAUGGGGAUCUGCAUGAGAGUAACGGGCCAUCUGACGCAUACGCUGCCAUCUCCAGCGCUGACCGUCUGCAGGCGGAGCCGGAGAGCCUGCGCAAGUGGAGGGAGGAGCAGAGCGAUAGACUGGAGGAACUGGAUGCUAACUCGCGUCAGCAGGAGACUGAGUGGAAGGAGAAGGCGAAGGUGGAGCUUGAGGAGUGGCACGCCAGACAGGAUGAGCAGCUAGCUAAGACCAAAGUCAACAACAGGGUUUUGGAUGAGGAUUUCUACAAACAACCCUUCGCUCACCUGAUUGGUUAUGUCACUCAUAUUAACCAUCCUUGCUACCGCCUAGACCAGGCGGCAGAGGAGGCCAUGGUGUCGGAGCUGGAUGAGAACAAUCCCGGAACAGAGUGGGAGCGCGUGGCGCGCCUCUGCGACUUCAACCCCAAGUCCAGCAAGCAGGCCAAGGACGUCUCCCGCAUGCGCUCCGUUCUCAUUUCGCUUAAACAGUCCCCGCUGGUCCGCUAGGAGCCCCGCCUCCUCGCAUUUCAGUUCCGCACACUUCACAGAACUACAACUCCCAGCAGCCUGCAGGCCUUGCUGCCUCAGUUUUUAAGUGGCUGUGGUCCUAAAGGUUUUGAGACCUGUUUUCAUAUAUAAAUAAUCUAUAUGAUAUCCUUGUGUAAUAUGAUAUAGAUAUAUCUAUAUAUGUUUAUAUACAUAUAUAUAUUCCAUCUAUAAAUAUAUACAUAUAUAUAUAAAAAAAGAAAUGAUGCUUAAAGAUGCAGAUUGGUUUUAUUUUUAUUUUUUUGUUUUUUGUUUGUUUUUUUGGCAUCUGUUUAACGGACCAAACUCCAUAAGUGUGUUCUUGUUUCCAUUUAGAGUCUGCGUAUGGCAUUCGUGACUUUAUCAAUCUAUGCAUUUCUUCUCCGAGCUGUCAAGGAAUGAAGUACAAAGUGUCUCGUGUAUGUUGUAUACUGAUGGUAGGUGUAUCGUAUGUGUGCGCGUGCGUUUGUGCGCGUGUGAUCGUGUGUGUCCGGGGGGGGGGGGGGGGGGGGGGGGGGUUUGUGCGCCAGUAUCUCCGAGUGUGGAAACAGAAACACAACUAGUUGUUCAUGAACAGAACUGUACCUUGAUUGUUGUACCUUUUGUCGUUCUCUGAACUUAAUUCUGAUUAAAACAUGGUUGAAAUCUAA